Molecule: messenger RNA, 2958 nt
Organism: Strongylocentrotus purpuratus (purple sea urchin)
Lineage: Eukaryota; Metazoa; Echinodermata; Echinoidea; Camarodonta; Strongylocentrotidae
Product: gastrin/cholecystokinin type B receptor
Exons: 2
Coding region: 538-1566 (342 amino acids)
Biological process (GO): G protein-coupled receptor signaling pathway
Cellular component (GO): membrane
Molecular function (GO): G protein-coupled receptor activity
Source: RefSeq, a predicted model, not a curated record
AGAAGAGUUUCGCAAUCCACUCUUUGUUGACAGUGAGACGAGUUGAUAAUAAUCAUCGAUUUCAUCCUGGUGGAGUUUUCUUCUUUUAGACAGUCUAGCGGAGAAGAUAAGGGUUGCUAUAGAAGCGGCUUGAUGUAUCAGGAUGCGACGGAGCCUUUGAAGUUGCAUAAAUAAUUUUAAGCUAGAAACACUGCCAUCACCGACACAUCAAAGUUCGGUGUCGCCGUGAUUCAUAUUCAAACUGUUGUCUCUCAUGACAUGUCGUAUAAUCAACAGGAAACCAAACAACUAGCUCUACAAAUGAGACUCGGAGAACCACCGUACUGACCAGGUCAACUCUUGCGCUGCAUGAGGAGAUCCAAGCUCUGUAAAUAAAGUGCAAUAUACGUGAAGCUCAAAGACAGGUGUCUUCAUAGUCUCCCUUGUUAAUUGUUUUAAUCACCAAAGACCAUUAGGGCCUAUCGCAAAAUAUUAUUGCAAUAACCAUAAGCAGUCACAGAAUACAUUGCAGCAUUCCGUUUCAUUCAGGAGAAAACUAUGGCCGAUUUUGAGACAACGACGUCGAAUGUUCCUGAUCUUGUAUGGUCUUGGCAAACACUCGAUUGGCAAUGGUCACUCGUCGUUCAGCUCGUUGUCGCGAUCGUCGGAAUCCUCGGGAACCUGUUGGUGGUCAUCGUGAUGUUCCAGCGUCGAUCACAUAGUCGUAGCACCGAUAUCCUGAUCCAGAGCCUAGCCGUGGCUGAUAUGUUGACGUCCAUUCUGCUUAUACCGAUUCCCGACCUCAAGACCGCCCCUGACACUUUCUGGAGUGAAAUAUAUUGCCGAUUCAUAGAUUCCCAGCUUCUUAUGUGGAUCGCCAUUACGGCUUCAACCUACACCCUGGUGACGGUCUCCGUAGACCGUUACUUUGCCAUCGUCUACCCGCUUGCCUUCAACCGUCUGGUGAGCAGAGGGCGUGUGGCCUUCUGUAUCGUGUUGACAUGGUUGGCAGCCUUUUCCAUGUGUUUCCCAGGUGUAUUCGUCUUCAACAUCGAUGAUGCAACUGGAAGCUGCAAUCUCAACUUCAAUUCUCCCCAAGCUCAGCUUGCAUUUGGCGCCUAUACCUUCGUGCUGCGACUCGUAGUUCCGAUCUUGAUCAUGUUGGUCACCCAGACCCUGAUCGCUCGGAAUCUCUUUAACGAAUCUAACCGUUUCGCGGACAUCAAAGACGAAGGGGUGCGUUCGACUGGUCUUCUCGCAGCUCGAUCUCGAAUCAUCAAGAUGAUGCUCAUAGUGAUCAUCAUCUACGUGAUCUGUUGGGCGCCCAACCAAAUAGCCUUCUUCGGGGUGACCAUCGGCUUUAUUCCUUUCACCUAUAUCAACAGCACCCUGCAUCGCGCCCUCACCGUCCUGGCUUUCUUCAACUCCUGCAUGAAUCCCGUGGUCUACAUCAUGAUGAAUCCACAUUUUCGGGAAGCUAUCAAGGAUCUCUGCAUCGGAACUCGGUCACGACUCGGUCCUCUUUUCGAACAAAAGAUAGAGGUCUCUGCAGAUUCCCUGUCCUCAAAUGCAAUAAAGUUGCCAUAGAUAGCAGGUUUGUAAUGCCCUCUGUCAUGAUUAAAUCUUUAACAUGACAAUGUCCCCGUUUAGAGUCAUUGUUGUAAGAUUCGUCAAUGUUAACAUGGGAUUUAUCAUUGUCUUAUUGCAGUUAUACAUAAGUCUGCACAAGUACUUGCUCAACGCUUUUUAAAGGUUUGAAGUACUACGAGUGCAAUUAAAGUAUAGGUUUUUUCCCCCUUGUUACAUAAUAAGUAAACCUGGAUAAAUACAUGUAUUAAAAGCACUGGUACAUAGCGUUGUUAUGAUUUCUAUUACUUAAAUCAAUGUUUCAUCAUGUUCAUGUACAUGUAUUUAAAAAUCUAAAAAUUGUAACCCUUGUGAACAUAAAUUCUCCAUAAUGUGCUCAAAUCAAAUUUGUAGAAUUUUGUAGUACUUACAAAUUACAUUUUAUUCAAAUGUACGGAACUCCUGAAAUUGCAUGCUCUUUGUUUUUAAGUCGCUCUACCGAUUUUAUGAGCCGUUAAAAGUCUAAGAUCAAGUCAAAGAAAAGAGAAUAACUCUCAAUUGAAUUCAAUGCAUUUGGCAAGACAUUGAUCUACAUUUGCCACACUCAACCCAGGUGAUGUAAAUGGGUACCUGGCAGGAAUUAUUUCUUUGAAAUGCUAGAGCGCCGCAAUGGCAGCACAGCUAAAGCCGCCGUAAUAAUCUCCAAGUUUGGAAGCGCUUAGUGAUUCUAAUAACCGCUAUAUAAAAACUGAGUAUUAUUAUUAUUAUUAUUAUUAUUAAUUGCAGAAUGGGAAUGAUAUAUUUUCCUGAAAAGUGGAUAUAUAGGCCUUUACAAUAUAUAUGCAUGCUAUAUAUUCAUGCUCAUGUUUAUGGACAUCCCUGGUACCUUACUAAUACGAAUUUUCGGUCGUAAACCGUAGACAUUUUACACGUUGAAUAAUCCAUUGAUGAAAUAUUCAUUGCACAUAGUCUGUAAUCGGAUUAACUUCUUAUUUAAAAAAAAGAGAGUACAUGUUAUUCGAAUUUACGCAACUCCUGAAAUUGCAUGCUCUUUAUUUUUUUAAAAGUCGUUCCACCGACUUUAUGAUUAUGAGCCGUUAAAAAUCUAAGAUCAAGUCAAAUACAAGAUAACCACUCUCAAUUGAUUUCAAGAAUCCCAUUGCAGAAUGUAUAUAAUAUUUUUUUUCCUGAAAAAUGGAUUUCUAUAGAUCUUUACAAUAUGUAUACAUGCUAUAUAUUUAUCUCAUGUGAAUGGACAUCCCUAGUACCUAACUAAUACACAUUUGUAUUCCAUCGUCAUCAUCACUAUCUACAGUUGUGAACCGUAAAUAUUGUACAUGUUGAAUUAUCUAUUGAAUAAAUAUUUAUUGCACAUAAUGUAAACGGAUUUAAUAUUGCAAAGCGUUCUUAAUA